This is a messenger RNA of Neomonachus schauinslandi (Hawaiian monk seal), 2241 nucleotides long. RefSeq names its product zinc finger protein 207 (gene ZNF207). The coding region runs from base 172 to 1659 and encodes 495 amino acids. The record is from RefSeq and is a predicted model, not a curated record. Gene Ontology annotation, cellular component: nucleus. The transcript has 12 exons. NCBI's taxonomy places the organism in Eukaryota, Metazoa, Chordata, Mammalia, Carnivora, Phocidae.
CGGCCGCAGUGCCUGAUGGUAGCAGAGCGGGGAACGAGGGCGUCAGCCAUUUUGUGUCUGUUUCCUGUGAGACGCGGUUGUGGCCGUUGGGUCGGAAGAGUGAGCGAUUUUUGCCUCGUUUUUCCCCCUUGGUUCCCCCCCCCCCUUUUACUUUGUCGGUAGAGCGCAGUUAUGGGUCGCAAGAAGAAGAAGCAGCUGAAGCCGUGGUGCUGGUAUUGUAAUAGAGAUUUUGAUGAUGAGAAGAUUCUUAUACAACACCAAAAAGCAAAACAUUUUAAAUGCCAUAUAUGUCAUAAGAAGUUGUACACAGGACCUGGCUUAGCUAUUCAUUGCAUGCAGGUGCAUAAAGAGACAAUAGAUGCUGUACCAAAUGCAAUACCUGGGAGAACAGACAUAGAAUUGGAAAUAUAUGGUAUGGAAGGAAUUCCAGAAAAAGACAUGGAUGAAAGAAGACGACUUCUUGAACAGAAAACACAAGCAGAGAGUCAAAAAAAGAAGCAACAAGAUGAUUCUGAUGAAUAUGAUGAUGAUGACUCUGCAGCUUCAACUUCAUUUCAGCCACAGCCUGUUCAACCUCAACAGGGUUAUAUCCCCCCAAUGGCACAGCCAGGACUGCCACCAGUUCCGGGAGCACCAGGAAUGCCUCCAGGCAUACCUCCAUUAAUGCCAGGUGUUCCUCCUCUGAUGCCAGGAAUGCCACCAGUUAUGCCAGGCAUGCCACCUGGAUUGCAUCAUCAGAGAAAAUACACCCAGUCAUUUUGCGGUGAAAACAUAAUGAUGCCAAUGGGUGGAAUGAUGCCACCUGGACCAGGAAUACCACCUCUGAUGCCUGGUAUGCCACCAGGUAUGCCCCCUCCUGUUCCCCGUCCUGGAAUUCCUCCAAUGACUCAAGCGCAGGCUGUUUCAGCACCAGGCAUUCUUAAUAGACCACCUGCACCAACAGCAACAGUUCCUGCUCCACAGCCUCCAGUUACUAAGCCUCUUUUCCCCAGUGCUGGACAGAUGGGGACACCUGUAACAAGCUCAAGUACAGCUUCAUCCAAUUCAGAAAGUCUGUCUGCAUCUUCUAAAGCUCUGUUUCCUAGCACAGCACAAGCUCAGGCAGCUGUCCAAGGACCUGUUGGUACAGAUUUCAAGCCCUUAAAUAGUACCCCUGCAACAACUACAGAACCCCCAAAGCCUACAUUCCCUGCUUAUACACAGUCUACAGCUUCAACUACUAGUACAACAAAUAGCACUGCAGCUAAACCAGCGGCUUCAAUAACAAGUAAGCCUGCUACACUUACGACAACCAGUGCAACCAGUAAGUUGAUCCACCCAGAUGAGGAUAUAUCACUGGAAGAGAGAAGGGCACAGUUACCUAAAUAUCAACGUAAUCUUCCUCGACCAGGACAGGCUCCCAUUGGUAAUCCACCAGUUGGACCUAUUGGAGGUAUGAUGCCACCACAGCCAGGCAUCCCACAGCAACAAGGAAUGAGACCCCCAAUGCCGCCUCAUGGUCAGUAUGGUGGUCAUCAUCAAGGCAUGCCAGGUUACCUUCCUGGUGCUAUGCCACCUUAUGGGCAGGGACCGCCGAUGGUGCCCCCUUAUCAAGGUGGGCCUCCUCGACCUCCGAUGGGAAUGAGACCUCCUGUAAUGUCGCAAGGUGGCCGUUACUGAUCUUACUUCAUCCAAUCUAAUAGGUUUGGAGAUUAAACCUUUUCUCAACUUGUGCUGUUUAUAUAGCCAAGCUUCCGUCAAUAAGGCUUCAUUGUGACUUUAACAAACAUUAUCUUCCCACAUACCAGGAACUAUUGGACAUUUAUUUUACAUGGGAAAAAUUAUUUGGAAUAAUAAAGCAGGAACUUUUCCUGAAGUUGCAAUUUAUACUGUAUGGCUUCUUUUUCAUGUUUCAUCUAGGUUUUUAGAAGUGAAGUAUAGUAAAUUUGGUUCGUUAUAUUGUGAAGGCGCUGGAAUUACAUGAACAUACCACCUUAAUAAAGGCAAGUUCUGUAAGCUUACAUUGCUAUUUGUAAAGUUAUGCCUUCACAGCAUUUCAGAUGCUGUUGGACUUCAUGUCCCCAACCUAGCUUGGUGAGGGCUGUAACUGUUUCCGAGACCUGUACAUUGGAAGUCUGAAUGUAUAACAAUAUUUAAUGUAUUUAGAGUUCCUCAUGUUGCAGGGUUUAAGAAAUCUGACCCACCAAGGUCAUGUGACUUUUCUGUACUGUUAAACUUCAUUGUAAUAAAAUGAGAGAAAAA